CCUAUCAUAACCACCCUGAUCCACACCAUUCACCAGCAUGAGACCCACACUCCUCCGCCUCGCCAACGCCUCUGGACCACUCCCGCUCUCAGUGUCGCAGGCGUCUGUCCAGCUCAUCCCCCCUAUCCCCCUCUACCGCCGUCUUCUUCGAGCUCAUCGUCUCUUACCAGUUGAUAUGCGCUAUAUGGGCGACUCUUAUGUCAAGUCCGAGUUUCGACUGACGCGGACCACUGAUAACCCAUUGCAUAUUAUUGGCUUCCUCUCUCAAUGGAAAAUGUACCUCGAUGAGAUUGAGAGCUCGCUCAUCCGACCAGAUGGCAGGAAGCAGGGUCAAGCUGUCGAAUGGAGAGGGAAAAAGCUGGAUACGGGUGCUUUUGAAAAGCUCUCGACAGAGCAGGUGGGGCAGCUGUACGAGCUCAUGCACGCGACCAAGGAUGUGUGGAAAUCACCAGAACAGAUUGAGCGAGAAGCCAAUUCCGCCGGAGUCAGCCCUGUGAACCCCAACGACCCCACCACUGCUGGUAACUCAUAGUGCGCGCACAUAUAUCAACAUAUAGAAUCAUGUAGGCAUGUAUCUGGAUCACGACGAUACGAGAUUCCGUCGGCAUAUCUCAUACCUUCUCAUACGGGAUCCAUCCCACGGGAGCCGUCAAAACAGAGAAGAGGACUGAGCGGCUCCUUUUCCCACGAUCUUGUGCCGUUAGCUUGCAGGUUUCGAGCACCGUUGGCGUUCGGCCCAGAAAGAAAGUCAUGAGCUGAGACGUUCACACGGUGACCGCCAGCUUGAGCGUGGCAUUUAAAAGUCGGGAAAAAACCAGAGCUGCAUCAGAAGGGCUGCAUGAUAACAGAUCCUCUGUUCUUGCAUGACAUUACCGGCUCGGCCGGCAGUGCUAUUCGCACAGGAUCUUCUCCACGGUGACCGUCUGACCGAUGGUAUCUGCGUUACGUAAUUAGAUAUAA
Messenger RNA from Cryptococcus deneoformans JEC21, 960 nucleotides. RefSeq names its product carbon utilization by utilization of organic compounds-related protein, putative. Bases 38 to 532 code for a protein of 164 amino acids. NCBI's taxonomy places the organism in Eukaryota, Fungi, Basidiomycota, Tremellomycetes, Tremellales, Cryptococcaceae. The transcript has 2 exons. The record is from RefSeq and is a predicted model, not a curated record. Gene Ontology annotation, biological process: mitochondrial respiratory chain complex II assembly; succinate metabolic process. Gene Ontology annotation, cellular component: mitochondrion; mitochondrial intermembrane space.